CAGCGUGUCAGCAGUCUUUAACUUAGACUAUUCUGUCACGUCGCUUCAAAGAUUGUUCAGCAUCAUUAUGUCCAACAACAACACCGCCGACACUGGAACUAACGGUCAUUCAAACAAUAGACUAGACAGCGGUCUUGAGGCAGACAUCGCUCAUUUGAACACUCUUCUGUUAAACGGCUCAUUGGACGGUGGUCAUGAAACAGAAGACCUGAUGGAAAUCCUGGCACGUCUGGAUAGUGCUGAUGGUGUGGCCAAGGGCAUUGAAGGGAAAUUGGAAGGGAUAUUGGGAACCUUGGAUAAUCUUUUGACAUCCCUCGAGACCCGUGAUGAGGCGAGCAUUGCAGAGAAGACGAUAUCAGUAGAGGCAGAGCGAGUCACCGUCUCAUCAACAGAGAGCAAGACUAUCGGCGGGCCUGCCCUCUCGCGCUAGCCAGAUGGUCUCUGCAUCGUUCACAACGUGCCCCAAAUAAUCACAACCGACCUUACAGCAAGUUUUUCAAACAUGCCCAUCAUUAGUUGUGUAUCCGAAUCACUCUCCAGAUGCCUACUUAAUCUCGGGAAAGAUGUUGUUUGACCCAUGCGGGGAUUGAGCACGGGGUCUCAGUCCUCAGAGUAGUACUCAUGUCAGGCCCUGUCUUCAACUGCUAUAACUGUUGUAGGGUGCCCCUGACAUGAGUACCGUCAGACUCUUCAAAUCUCUAUAACGCAUAGUGUGUCUGUAGGAAAUUCAGGCUGUAGGUUAUGGACGAAUCCACAA
Molecule: messenger RNA, 757 nt
Organism: Suillus subalutaceus
Lineage: Eukaryota; Fungi; Basidiomycota; Agaricomycetes; Boletales; Suillaceae
Exons: 2
Coding region: 68-430 (120 amino acids)
Source: RefSeq, a predicted model, not a curated record